Molecule: messenger RNA, 1476 nt
Organism: Symbiodinium sp. CCMP2592
Lineage: Eukaryota; Dinophyceae; Suessiales; Symbiodiniaceae
Source: the annotation of a GenBank genome assembly
AUGGCGCUGCAACUCAUACCAACACCGGGACGGCGGGAUCACAAGCCUGGGCAAGUGGAGUUUCAACAUGUUCUGGCAUAUGGCGAGUCGCAAGCACAUCGUUUCGUGUGGGGUCGCGACAGCAUGGUUCGAUGCUUAUUCUACGGGGAGGAGCGCAAACAAUUUCUACAAGCAGUGGAAACGGCAUGUUCAGAUGAGCGCUGGGCAACAGUGGAUGGCACAGAACAGACGUGGCAGGUGUUCAACGAGGCCAUUCAAGAUGUUUCCAAGCGGUUCUUCACCAAAGCUAGUCACACUGCGAAGCGGCACCCGCAAGACACCGAGGCAGCAUUCUCGAACAUGCCGGCCGCUAGACAUCAACUGGUUUCGCAGCCUGACCGCAGGGUAUGCAUACAUGACCCGAUGCAUCAAGACUUGCAGUUACUCCUUCAUCGGUGGAAGCUUGUUCCUACAUUCAGACGGACAAGGAGGGAGCAUGACGAACUCUGCAAGCGUGACCGCCAAGUUGCUGAGAGGUCGCUUCUCGGUGAGUUCAACCAUUAUUGGCGCACUGGACACAUGGCUAAUGUGUGGAGUGGAGCACCGCUCGGCGCCUCUCCGGCAAAGCACUGGGGCCCAAACGGCGGCGAUAUGAUGUACCUUUACGAGAACAGCCCAGCAAGAAAACAUGGGAGGCAUUUUUCGCAUUGGAUGGAGCAGAUAGUGGAUGCCGCGCCGUGUGGCAACAUGGCCAGCCGCAAUCUGCUCGGCGUUACGCUGCGGGAUACAAAAGAGGAAAAUCCCUCAUUGAAGCAAGUGUUCAGCAACAUGUGGUGGGAUAUCGCCUUCGACAGCAUAAGUGCUCGUACAACAAAUGCCUUUGAUGUGGCCAACGCGUUUUACAGCCUUUACCACGACUGCCCUCAUGAAGCAAUGUCUACAUGCGUGCAUGAUGAUGACAUUGGGUUGGUCAAGCAAAGGUACCGUGACAAAGCAGUGUGUGUCGAGGCGAGAGAUGGCCGGGUGUGCGUACGACCGCAAACCGGCGCACUGCAGGGAGACACAUGUGCUUCAGACAUUUUGCUGGAAGUUUAUCACCCACGAAUUGACUGGUGGAAUGACAGGUCUCCGCAAAUCCUUGUCAAGGACCCCGUCACUCGUCAUGUUGUGGAUGUGUCGCUAUCCACAUAUGCAGGUGAUGUGUCGAAAACGAUCAUGUGCACGGAUGCAGCGGACUUGGGAACUCAAGUGGAUGUAUUCAACUUCCAUCUUGACGUAAGUCUGGAGCGAGCUGGUAUGGCUCAAAACAAAGAGAAGCAAGAACACGUCCCGUGUUUCUGUGGUCAGGGCACGCAGCAACAGUACAAGAACAUUCUUCAAGAUCAGACAUUGCCUGGCAGUUCCAAGCGUAGCGCUAAAUACUUGGGUGGACAGCAACAUCAUCUGGACACCUGUGAAGAUGAGAUACAGCAGCGAGAAAGGGCAAGCUCGCGCUAG